Elaeis guineensis (African oil palm) is the source of this 956-nucleotide messenger RNA. RefSeq names its product wound-induced protein 1-like. The record is from RefSeq and is a predicted model, not a curated record. Lineage: Eukaryota; Viridiplantae; Streptophyta; Magnoliopsida; Arecales; Arecaceae.
CUCAUCUUUCUCCCCUGUUCGUUUCUUGAUCCGAAGCUGCCCCUUUCUUAAGCCCAAACCCUCCACCCUUUCUAGUAUUUCCUAUCUUCUCCUCCUCCUCCUCGCCCUUCUCCCUUCUUGUUCUUCUUCUUUGCUGUUGUAGAGCCAAGGGGCUCGUGCGGAGCUGGCUAACCAACACGAGAUAGAAGCUGUGGAGACACAGGAAGAGAGCCACAAGUGGGUGGUGCGAGCGCUGUAUGAGGCGUUAAACGCGAGGGACGUGGAGAAGGUGCAUGAGCUGCUGGCCCCGGACAUCGAGUGGUGGUUCCAUGGCCCCCCUUCCCACCAGCACAUGAUGCGCCUCCUCACCGGCGCCUCUCCAGAGGAAUCCUUCCAGUUCGUCCUUCGCUCCAUCGAGGCCUUCGGCUCCACUGUCCUCGUCGAGGGCACCGACCGAACCCGCUCUCUCUAUUGGGUCCACGCCUGGACCGUCUCCCCGGAUGGGAUAAUCACCCAGGUCAGGGAGUACUUCAACACCUCCGUCACCGUUACCCGCGUCGGCGCAGCCGCCGCCGGCGACUCUAGUUCUUCCAACGUCCCCAAGCUUCACUGCCUGCCCGUCUGGCAGAGCAAGCUCCCCGACCAGGCCCGGAGGUCCCUCCCCGGCCUCGUCCUCGCCAUCUAAUUAUAUAUAAUCUCCUAAGAUAAUAGUAUUAGUAAUAAGUUUGUUUGAUGGGCUGAAGCCUUCGUGUGAUCCCCCUGUGUGGCUUUGCGUCAGGGGUUAGAUUAGAUCUGGGUGUGCUUUUGUGUCUUUUGUGUGUGUGGUUGGUUAAUUUGUCUGUGUGUGUUCAGAGAUGAGGAAGAGGGAUUGUUUCUCCGCUUCUUCUUCUUCUUCUGACGUCAGUUGCUUUGUUUUAAUCUUCAAUAAAAUAUACUUGUGUCGUCAUUUUAAUAAACGAACUGAAGUUAACCUUUUA